Sporothrix schenckii 1099-18 is the source of this 375-nucleotide messenger RNA. RefSeq lists its product as uncharacterized. Bases 1 to 375 code for a protein of 124 amino acids. The record is from RefSeq and is a predicted model, not a curated record. The transcript has a single exon. NCBI's taxonomy places the organism in Eukaryota, Fungi, Ascomycota, Sordariomycetes, Ophiostomatales, Ophiostomataceae.
AUGCCCACCAACAGUGCUCGAUUGCCCAAGCCGCCGCGAGACGACUCAGCAAAGCAAUGUCUGCCGAAACUCGCUGCAGGACACGGCCCAGCAGAUGCAGUAUCCGAUGAGCCAGGAACAGCCAACAGAAGCAGGACAACGACCGUAGCCGACCAGCAUCACAGCCAACAUGGCAAAAAGACAGGAACAGACGACAGCCGUGCGGACGACAGCAGGACUGACGGUCUACGGACAAUGAGAACCAGCUUGUCAUCAUUGACUUGCCUACUCGUCUGUCAAACACGGCCGUUGACUCGGCUCCGAGAGCACAGCCCUACUGUAACGGACGACAAUCCCGGCCAAGAUCAGCAAAGCGCUUGUUUUCGACCUGUCUGA